Molecule: messenger RNA, 2559 nt
Organism: Sinocyclocheilus grahami
Lineage: Eukaryota; Metazoa; Chordata; Actinopteri; Cypriniformes; Cyprinidae
Product: GTPase IMAP family member 8-like
Exons: 6
Coding region: 1-2559 (852 amino acids)
Molecular function (GO): GTP binding
Source: RefSeq, a predicted model, not a curated record
AUGGUCACCUCUACGCUUGAGUCUGUGAGUGAUCUGAGGAUUGUGCUUGUGGGGAAGAACGCAUCAGAAAACAACAGUGUGGGAAACUUGUGUGGGAAACAGUGCAGAACCACAGCACCAGCAGUUUCAGGCCAGCAGCAACAGGGCAGAAUUCAACAAGAGUCCAGAUCUGUGCGUGUGUGGAGAGAUGUGGAGCUUCGUGGUCGUCUGAUCAGUCUGGUGGAGCUUCCAGCUCUGUUCAGCACUCGUCUCUCAGAGGAGGAAGUGAUGCAUCAGAAUCUCCGCUGUGUGUCUCUCUGUCAUCCUGGAGUUCAUGUUUUCCUCCUCAUUAUUAAUGUUGGUCGACUUAGUAAUGACGACAAAGCAGAAAUAGAGAAGAUCCAAAAGAUAUUUGACUCCAGAGAGCAUUUCAUACUGCUCUUCACCACUGAUCUCCCUGAUGAUGCACCAGUGACAGAUUUUGUCAAAUCCAGCCCAGAAUGUCAGAGGUUAAUCCGUCUCUGUGGAGGUCAGUACAGAGUGAUGGGGUUAAAUAAACCUGAAAACUCAAGACAGAUCCCAGAUUUACUGGAUUAUAUAGAGAACAUGAAGACUGAACCAUAUUCACUUCAGAUGUAUGUGAAAGCUCAAGAGAACAGAGCCAGACAUGAAACAGAGGAGAAAUAUGAAGAGACGCUUAAGAGAAUGGAAUGUGAAAUUGAUGGGUUAAAGCAGAAGCUUCAGUCUGAGGGAAGCAUACAGACUACUAGAAAGCUGAACUUGGUGCUGUGUGGACGUGAUGCAUUACUGAAGACCUCCAUAUCCAGACUUAUAAAAGAGAAGUCAGACAUGAAGCUUUAUCCACAUCUGAUCAAUCUUGUGGACCUUCCAGCUCUGUUCAAUACUGGGUUUUCAGAGGAGCAAGUGAUGAGUCACACUUUUUGGUGUGUGUCUCUCUGUGAUCCUGGAGUUCAUGUUUUCCUCUUCGUUAUACCUGAUGCUCCACUGACUGAUGAAGACAAAGCAGAAAUGGAGGAGAUCCAGAAGAUAUUCAGCUCAAGAAUCAACAAACAUAUCAUGAUGCUCAUAAUCCAAGAGAAGAACAUGAUUAGUCAUAUGAAUGCAGUUCCUUCUUUAACUACUGAGAUGUCUAUCCAGAUGUUUGAAGGUCGACGGUUUAUUUUGCAGAACAGCUCACAGGUUCCAGAUCUACUGCAGGAUGUGGAGAACAUGAUACGAGAGAACAGAAAACGUUUCUAUUCGACCUUCAUGUGCCUUCAGGCUCAAACAGAGCUGGAGAAAAACAAACACAAGGCUGAAAUAGAGGAACUGAGAAGAUCUAUGAUGAAAACAGCAGGUGUAACACACCGUGAUGAUGAUAGUGGUGAUAAUGGAGUGAGGAUUGUUCUGCUGGGAAAGACGGGUGUUGGGAAGAGUGCAACGGGAAACACCAUACUGAGAAGAGAAGCUUUUACAUCAACAAUUACAGCAGGCUCAGUGACCAGAGAGUGUAAGAAAGAAAUAACUGAGGUCAACAGAAGACAGAUUACUGUGAUUGACACUCCAGGCCUGUUUGAUACUGAAGUAGACAAUGAUGAGGUCAGUAAGGAGAUUGUGAAGUGCGUCUCAAUGGCGGCACCUGGUCCACAUGUGUUUCUAAUGGUGAUUCAAGUGGGAAGAUUCACCAAAGAGGAGAAAGAUGCAGUGAAGAUCAUCCAGGAGAUGUUUGGUGAUAAAUCCAGAAUGUACACCAUGGUGCUUUUCACCAGAGGAGAUGAUCUGAGAGGAACAAGAGUUGAAGAUUAUAUCAAAGGAAACAGAAGCUUACAGAACCUCAUCCAUCAGUGUGGAAAUAGAUACCAUGUGUUCAAUAAUACUGAGAUUAAAGAUCUGACACAGGUUUCUGAGCUGCUGGAUAAGAUUGACUGUAUGGUGACAGUAAAUGGAGGAAGUUUCUACACCAGUGAGAUGUUCCAGCAGGUGGAGAAGAACAUCAAAGAGGAACAAGAGAGAAUCAUCAAAGAGAAAGAAGAAGAGUUUAAGAGAAAAGAAGAGCAGCUAAGAGACAAAUAUAAUGCAGAAAGAGAAGAAUUGAAGAAAGAAAAUGAGAGACAAAGACAAGAGAUGCAGAAUGAACUGAGAAAAACUUUAGAUGACUUUAAAAAAAAAGAAGAGGAGAUUAAGAAAGAAACAGAUGAGAAUCUACGAAAAGAGCUGAAGAGAAAACUGGAGGAGAAACAGAAAGAGUUUGAAGAGGUAAAUAAAAGAAAAGAAAAGGCUUUAGAAGAACAACAACAGAACUUAAAAUACCUAGAAGAAAAACAUGAGAAAGACAAGCAAAAUCUCCAGGAGAAAAUUCAACAGGAAACGAGACAACAAGCAGAACAGGAAUAUCUGACAGAAGUGGAUAAAGUUUUAGAAGAUGCAGAAGCAAAUGUUCCAUACAGAUCAAAACGUGCUCGUGACUGGAGUCACUAUUUGCCUGUAGUUGGAGGAGUUGUUGGAGGUUUAGUUGGUACUGCUGAAGACUUUGCAUAUUGGAUUAUCAAAAAAACAAAAUUAAGCUUAAACUCAAAAUGA